GAAAACAUCUAAAGACGUUUAAAAAUAGCACUUGUGCACUUCUUGCUGAACAUGCUCAUGUACAGGUGAAAGGUUUGAUCAGAGAAGCCUUUAUUGGAUUUUGACCCAAUAAAAUCAUGGGGACAGAAACAUCUCCGUGUGCAAAUCAAUAUGCUGCUAUUGGUCUGACAUCGACUGCAUUGCUGAUAUCUUUGUGCUUAAAUGUUGCCUUCUGUUUAUUAAGAAGAAAGGGGAAAAAAUAUGCAGUUAAUGAAAACAUGUUUGAAUAUGGAGAUGAGCCAUUACAUCAAGAUUCACUUCGGUCUUACAGGUUUGAGGAUGAUGAGAUGGAAAGACAGGAAAAUCCGAUUUAUGGAAAUAUAUGUUUAGAGGGAGGAGGAGCUUUUGAAAUGAUUCAGGAGGUGUGCUAUGAACAAAUGUCACAAGCAAACACAGCAAAGAAGGGAUUAAAGGUCCAGCCAGGGGAUGUGUCCUAUGCCUCUCUGGAUCUAACCGCCAAUAAAAAGCGUAGGAAGAAGAGAAAAUACCACAGACAGGCUCAAACUCACCAGGCCCAGACACACCCUCAACCUGCAUCCCAGCAGAACUGCAUGGACCAGGAUGAUGAGGCUGAUGUCACCCUCCCAUCCCGGAGCAGUAGCCUCAUGCUUUCACGUCACAGCAUCUACCUCAACAGUCAUCAAGUAGCCCUGGAGGCAGAAGAGAGGGAGAGGGAAAGGGAGAGGGAGAGAGAAAGAGAGAUGGAAAUGGUAAGAGAAAGGGGUGAUAAUGGAGAGAGAGAGUUUGAAAUGCACAGAAACGUGCAUGAAGGCUUCGAUCACUCUCUCGGUAGAUCAAGACAAAGUCUAAAACAGGACAGUUAACAGUUAGAGAGUAAAAAAAAAGAAAAAUAAAACUUUAGCGUCUUAAAAGAAAAAACACAGGAUACUGUGGGGUGGUGCUGUCAACGGCUGUGAUAUUUCACGCUCAUCUCUAACCCAAAUCAUAAUUUCUGUGUUCAAAAGCAUGCAGAGGAGACCAGCUAUCUGAUGUUGUGUCCAGGCGAGACACAUCUAAAGGAGUUUACCACUUUAAAUGUGCUUUCUUGUUUCUUGCAUUUGAAGGUUAGUCUGUUUGUAGUCGUACUUAUAAGAAGAAUAUAUUAACAAAUAUUUAUCUGCUUAUUUUUAUGCUAUUUUUUAUAUUUUCAGGAUAACAGGCUAUAAAUGUAUAUAUAAGGUUAACUGUUGAUUGACUUAAGUCAUUUGAUGUAGGUAUGCACAGAAUAAUA
Messenger RNA from Carassius carassius (crucian carp), 1270 nucleotides. RefSeq lists its product as uncharacterized. Gene Ontology annotation, cellular component: T cell receptor complex. The record is from RefSeq and is a predicted model, not a curated record. Lineage: Eukaryota; Metazoa; Chordata; Actinopteri; Cypriniformes; Cyprinidae. Bases 117 to 863 code for a protein of 248 amino acids. The transcript is spliced from 6 exons. Gene Ontology annotation, biological process: negative regulation of receptor recycling; positive regulation of T cell receptor signaling pathway.